Molecule: messenger RNA, 527 nt
Organism: Drosophila sechellia
Lineage: Eukaryota; Metazoa; Arthropoda; Insecta; Diptera; Drosophilidae
Gene: Dad1
Product: dolichyl-diphosphooligosaccharide--protein glycosyltransferase subunit
Exons: 1
Coding region: 126-464 (112 amino acids)
Biological process (GO): protein N-linked glycosylation
Cellular component (GO): membrane; oligosaccharyltransferase complex
Source: RefSeq, a predicted model, not a curated record
UUUUCAAACUAGACGAACGGUCAUACUUUUGAGUUCUCUCCCAAUUUGUGACGUGUCUGCGAUUAAUUUGUUAAAAAUCGCCUUUAUCCUUAAAUAUCCGUACAAAUAUCACAUAAAAUAGCAAAAUGGUGGAGCUGUCGAGCGUCAUUUCCAAGUUCUACAACGACUACGUGCAGAACACGCCCAAGAAACUGAAGCUGGUGGACAUCUACCUGGGCUACAUUCUGCUCACCGGCAUCAUUCAGUUUGUUUACUGCUGCCUGGUUGGAACCUUCCCGUUCAACUCCUUCCUAUCUGGUUUCAUCAGCACCGUCAGCUGCUUCGUCCUGGCAGUGUGCCUACGCCUGCAGGCCAAUCCCCAGAACAAGAGCGUGUUUGCCGGCAUUUCGCCGGAACGCGGCUUCGCCGACUUUAUCUUCGCUCAUGUGAUCCUGCAUCUGGUGGUCAUGAACUUCAUCGGUUAACAAGGCUACAAACAUACUGAUAAACUCGGAUAUAUUUAUAAAUAAAAUCUAACUCUAAUUGUA